AUAUCUGCUCAAAGCGUAGAUGACGGCGAUUUAUGCACAAAAGCCUACGAAAUUUGUACUCCAUUCCUCACCCCGAGGCUCGCUCGCCCUCGGUUGAUGAACGAGGGCUUGUUUCGACCUUUUAGGUACUGCUACAGAACAUGGAAAGAUGGCGCAGUGGCUUUUCGACAUGAGCUUAUUCAGACCUCAAAAGACUGGGAGGCACUCGGGUUUUCUGGCUCGUGCCCAUUUUCCUUGCCGUUCGCAGAAGAGACAGAUUUGCAUCAGAAGGAAUACAGACGUUUUGAAGCGGCCCAGAACCUGAAGCGUGAUUUGUCAAACUUGCUUGACUGUGCAUCUGAUGGAUGGGUUCCCCCAGAGGGCUGGGAAGCGGCAAAAGCAGAAAAUAGGGCAAUGUUCCAGGGAAUGUUGCAAGCCGUUCUGGAAAACAAAGAUCCAGAUGACGAUGAACCAAUUAGGAACGAAGGAGAUCUACGCGAUAUCUGGCCCUUUGACUUGCUAGAGGAAGACUAG
Messenger RNA from Aspergillus ochraceoroseus IBT 24754, 513 nucleotides. RefSeq lists its product as uncharacterized. The transcript has a single exon. Lineage: Eukaryota; Fungi; Ascomycota; Eurotiomycetes; Eurotiales; Aspergillaceae. The record is from RefSeq and is a predicted model, not a curated record. Gene Ontology annotation, cellular component: mitochondrion. The annotation marks the transcript as partial.